UUUUGGGUUUUUUGUGUGUGUGUGUGUGUGUCGCUCAAUGCCACAGUUCCACCCCCGUGCGUGUCUUUGUUUUUCCUUCUUCUUCUUUGUGCGUCUUCCUGUUUUUCCUGCUCCUUUCUUUUUUUUCCCCCUCCUCUUUUUCCUGCUGCUGCUCUCUCUCUUCCUGUUAUUCCUCUUCUCCAAAGCCUUCAUACUCCUCUAUUUUCCUUUUUCCUCCUCCCGCCUGCUCACAAUCUCUCUUUUCUUCCUCUUUCUCUAUUCUUGGUGUUCCCCAUCUUGUAGCUUCUUCCUUUUCUUCCCUGCUGGUCCUUCUUCCAAUCCAUCCUCCCUUUUUCUUUCCCCUGCUUUUCUGCCGUCUUCUUUCUUUCUUCCUCCUUCCCCCUUUUGCCUGCUCACUUCCUUCUUCUACCUCUUCUUUGCGUUCCUUUUUUUCUCCUCCUCCUCCUACUUUUUCCCGUUCCUGUUCCUGUCAAGUUGCAGGGAUGAAGUUCAGCGGCGGCGGCGGCGGCCGUGUCGACGUGGCGUCGAUGCUGAGCGUUUGGGAAUCUCGGGUCAGGAAACAUCGUCAACGUCAGAAGAAAGAACAGGAGCGGAAGGACAGGAGCGCCCUCUCCAGGUCACACGCCGCACAACCGUCGUCAUUAAUCAUCGAUUACCAAUCGGUGAUGAGUUGACGGUCUGGAUCGAACAAGAGUGGCAAUAUCGGCUGCGCGGCGAGACGCUCGACACGCGACAACGCGACGUGCCCGACGGCUCCCUGAACGCAUCGACACGCAACACGCGCUCAGUUGGAGAAGGUCCGGAAGGGAAAGUUUUGGACGGCGACGUCGACGCCUUGUCGUUCCGUCUGUCCGGUGAGCAGUGGAAGGAUUUCCCACGUGAUCUUCAGUGGAAGACAUUCCUGCUGGAGUGGCACGUGACCGCCACGAGGAUCCGGAAGCUUCCAGACUACUUGGCUUCCUUCGGUCUCGUGAGGGUGCUGCACCUGUCCAAGAACAAACUGGAGGAGCUGCCCCCCGACAUCGGAAAGCUGCUGGAGUUGCGCGAGCUCAACGUCAGCUACAACCGUCUGUCGGCCGUCCCCGCCCAACUCGGGACGUGCGGCCACCUGGAACGCUUGGAACUUGCCGCAAAUCGCAACCUCUGCGAGCUGCCUUUUGAGCUGAGCUCUCUGAAGCGUCUGGCUCACUUGGACAUCGCCGAGAACGGCUUCGCGUCCAUCCCCGUGUGCGCUCUGAGGAUGAGCGGCCUGCGCUUCCUCGACCUCAGCCGCAACCGACUCCGAGAUCUCCCGCAGGACACGGACAGGCUGGAUUCGCUGGCGACGCUGCUCGUGCACGACAAUCUCCUUUCGUACCUUCCUGAAUGCCUCACCAACAUCGCCACGCUCCAGAUGGUCGUCGUCAGCGGAGAUCGUCUCGUGUGCGUGCCCACGCAACUUUGCAGCAACCCCAACAUCAAGUUCAUCCGCAUGUACGCCAGCGCGGCCGGCGGGCGGGGAAGGCAGGAAGAGGAAGUCGAAGAGGAGACGAAGGACAGCAGGGAGAAAGAAUUCAUGGACGCCUACGUCGGCACGCUCGAGGACAGAGAGGAAGUGCCCUACUCCACCACCAAAGUAAGCAUUUCCUGCCUGCUCUGACCCCGUCCCCAGGAGCCCCCCCCCCCCCAAAAAAAAAGAAAAAACUCAAAUCGGAUUGGUCCUUUUUUUUUUCAUUAUGAAGAUCCAAAACAUUCUUGCUCACAAUGCAGUUUUUAAUUGAUAUUUAAGUGUGAAUCUCUUCUUCAGCAAUUCCUCAUCU
Syngnathoides biaculeatus (alligator pipefish) is the source of this 1799-nucleotide messenger RNA. It is a transcript of the gene smim22, whose product is annotated as leucine rich repeat containing 2. The record is from RefSeq and is a predicted model, not a curated record. Lineage: Eukaryota; Metazoa; Chordata; Actinopteri; Syngnathiformes; Syngnathidae. The transcript has 9 exons. Gene Ontology annotation, molecular function: protein binding. The coding region runs from base 38 to 1639 and encodes 533 amino acids.